AUGGACACUAAUGAUAACAGCAGCAAGAAUAGCAUCAAGCAAAUACAAUUGGAAAAAUUAAAUCAAGAAUUAACCUUAGAAUUACAAAAAAUAGAUACAAAUGUAUCACAAUGUCAUAAUCUAAUAAAUACGAGAUUAAUUCCUAUAAUAUCACAAUAUUCAAGUAAAUGUGAUUUAAUAAUGAAAGAUUCCAAUUGGAUAAAGAAUCUAUUUGAAAAAAGUGGGGGAAUUGAAUUAACUAGAGGUGCUGCUGUUACUGAUAAUAUGAUCCAUAAUAAUUCUAAGGUUACACUGACAAAAGCAGAUUUGGAAGGUGCAAAUGGGGAAUCGGUUUAUCAACAGCAAUCCAAUAAUAACUUCAUUCCCAAUAUUACUACACAUAACAAUAGUAAUGCUAUUAAUAAUGAUACUGUUGCUAAAGCUUAUACUCAUGACAGUAAUAAUAAUAAUAAUAAUAAUAAUAAUAAUAAUAAUAAUGCAAGCUACCAAAAUGGACAAAAUAUUCAAAAUAUUGCUAAUAAUGAUAGUAGUACAAGUAGUUUAUUUCAUACUGCGCCGAUUUCGUUAUUAUCACAAAAAAAUGUGUUAAAACCCCCCAGUAAUAAUGAUAACGACAUGGUAAAGGGGCAAGAUGGUAAUCAUAAGUAUGACAUGGAAGAAAAUAGUAAGAAUGAAAACAUUUAUGAUACCAUUGAUGGUAAUAGUAAUAGUAGUAUAAAACAACGGAAAAAGCGUAAAAUGUCUAUAUUGAUACAACAGAAAUAUGCUUCAUCAUCAUCUUCUGUUAAUUCACCUAUUAACUCCUUUUCUGAUUUAGAGAUUGAUUCACAUGGGCAAGUGCAUAGUGAUAUUCAGAAUAAUAAGGAUGAUAUUAUAGAUGGUGGUACAAGAGAAAUAUAG
This is a messenger RNA of Saccharomycodes ludwigii, 900 nucleotides long. It is a transcript of the gene ASK1, whose product is annotated as Ask1p. Gene Ontology annotation, cellular component: mitotic spindle pole body; mitotic spindle; DASH complex. Lineage: Eukaryota; Fungi; Ascomycota; Saccharomycetes; Saccharomycodales; Saccharomycodaceae. Gene Ontology annotation, biological process: attachment of spindle microtubules to kinetochore. The record is from RefSeq and is a predicted model, not a curated record. The coding region runs from base 1 to 900 and encodes 299 amino acids. The transcript has a single exon.